Messenger RNA from Annulohypoxylon maeteangense, 2563 nucleotides. RefSeq lists its product as uncharacterized. The transcript has a single exon. NCBI's taxonomy places the organism in Eukaryota, Fungi, Ascomycota, Sordariomycetes, Xylariales, Hypoxylaceae. The coding region runs from base 592 to 1818 and encodes 408 amino acids. The record is from RefSeq and is a predicted model, not a curated record.
GAAGUUACGAAGCUACAUCUAGGUAAAUGUAACAGUGUACCGUAGCAGGACCAACCUUGAACAAUGUCUAGUACCCCACAACCUUAGGCUUGGGCAAUUCUCAAUUCUCAUAAUCUUUCCUUUCUCGAUAUCAUCUCUAUUUCCACUCGAUCCGAUUCCUUCCCGUCUCACAGCCAUUACAACCAUUCUUUCUCCCCACCAUAUCCGCCUGAAUCUGAAGAGCAAUUGAUCGAGCUCUUCUAUUAUCUAUAUUGUGCCGACAACCCGAUUUAUAAUUGGCUAAUACUUUGGAUACUUCGUACGGAUGAAAUAGGCCUCUUAAGGCCCUAAAUUGUAGUGUAUCGUCGAGUUUACCGAGUAGCUGCCCGCGUCCGCGUCCGCGCUGCAUACUUGGCUCAACUAAAUGCCAACUACUUUUUGAUUGAUGCCUUUCUUGGAACAUCCAAUUUAACGGUUACCUAGCUAUUUGCUUUUCUCACCUUCUCACCUGGUUCCUCAACCUUGAAUAAUAAUCAGAUGCCGGGAUACGACCGACCACUCGGUUCUUCAUAGCAUCAAUCGCAGACAAACGACCAUCUUUCCAUAUCUAAAAUGUCGGUAGACUCGUUAAAAUCGUUAAUCAACAAUAUCCCCGACUGGGUAAAACGUCUGGAGGAGCUUAAUGGACAAAUCGACCAACGCCAGCAGGAUCUGGCUCUGUUGCCCGAGAACCGGCCGCGAUCUUCCGCGAAGUCAGUGAGGAAUCGGGGGUCCACCGAAUCUUUGAAGCCGCGAGAUGAAUGUCCUCCCAUCAAUCCAGCUGAUAUUACACGCUCCACGACACCGCCCCCUCUGACGCGACCCAAUGCUCAAAAACGAGACGGUACCGGUGCCGAGGUACCUUCGAGUCCCGUAAGCGAACCUCGUUCUAAGGUAUCGAUACAGCGCCAGGAAGUAAUGGCAACUGCACAACGUCGAGCGCGCGCAACGGUCCGCAAGAAGCAGAAGACAGAUUCUAUGAUCAGUAAUGAGAAUACCGUCCAAAAAUACAGAUCACGGAAUAUGAUUAUUGUCUAUUAUGACAGCUAUGUGCAGUCGUUCUUUGAAGAGUUGGUUAAGUUCGUAUCGAUGCAAAGGAACGCUAUGCGCAAGGCUAAGAUGGCCGCCAAGGUUGCUCGUAUCAGGCGUAUGGCUGAGUUGGAGAUGCCCGACGAAGAGGAUGACGAUGAUGAAGGCAACGGCGGAGGUAACAACGAUCUGAAUCCUAGAGAUAGCCUACUCGCCGCCGACAUCAAGGCUGCGCCCCUUAGAGCUCAAGAUGAGUCGGAAGAACCUAGAUUGCGUUUCGUGAGCACUCGACAGAUGGGAUUACGAAACAUGGCGCCUGGUAGAAUGAACCUGCGAAUGUCUAGACUUAACGGCGGACUAGGCUCGUUCCAAGACAAGGGUGAUAUCUGGGAAGACCUCGAUAGGGGCCUCGAGUUUGUCCAAGGCAUGUGUGAACAUGGGGCACAUCAAUUCCUUCGAGAUGGAGACUGCACCGAUGAAGUCGAGAAGAUCAAAGCGCGACUAGCACAGACGAAGGAGAUGGCCGACAAAGAGAUGGCACGCGUUCUCGCCGAAGGUCCCGACGACUCGUCCGAACCCACCAAGUCGCGCAGUUUUCGCCCAAUGACGAUGCGAAGGGGUGCGUCAACUUCUAAGAGCCCUUCCAAGCAGGACUCUAAGGGCCCCUCUAGGCAGAACGUUGUAGAGAUGGAGGAUGAAGGAGUUCAAGAUAUGGACGGUAUCAAGCCGAUCUCCAAGUCAACGGAGCAGCUGAACGGAUCUACAUCUUAGGUUGAUGAAGUCUUAAUCUUUUGCCAUAUAUUUCGCUCAUUUAAGUCCACCUACCUACCGACCGAUAACGACCAGCAUCAUUUUACGCAUAUAUAACUGCCACAUAUCACUCAUACACUCAUAUUUGCUCGCAUACUACAUCGCGAUGGAGUUAGUUGGCUUACACAAAGAAUGACAAAUUUAACGGGUGUCAUCGCGAAAGGACUAUUUCAAUCCGGAUUCGGAGAUGGCAUCUUUAAACCCAUACUUAUUUUGAUCCUUACUCGAUUUUGGAGUCUAGGCAGAUAAAAAAAGCACGCAUCAGCACAUUUCACGAUUUUGACACGUGCUUGGCGUUAAGGGGAAAGCCAUUGGCAUUGACAUUACCGGUCCGUGGGGACCUGGAUACAGUGUUGGAAUCAACAACUAUGGUGCCUGCACCAUUUACGAGUUUAUGGGAAUUACGGCUUAGCAGUCGCUGUGUGUACAUAAUAACUACCUAUAUAUCAAUGCGCUCUUCAAGUUCGUCUGAUGUGGGCGGUUCAAGUUCUGUUGGACUUAGUUGUUUGCAAUUAAGCCAAUGCCGUUUUAGAGAAACAGAGGCGACCUUGUAAUCAAAUUGCCAACACUGACACGGAAUGAUUGGAUAUCCUUCUAGGCGGAUACAAUAAGCGUAAUGGCACAUCUAUCUAGGUACCUACUAUUACCUACCUUCUACUUCAAACAAAUUCAUCGAUAUAUUAGUUAUAAUAGUAUUAAUGCAUAG